AUGGCGGACGACGGCAUGUCCAUUAUUCCUUAUGGGUCGUCCAAUCUUGACGUCGUAUUACGCCAUAAUGACUCCGUCGUUGUUUUCGAUCGAGACUCUCGGCAACUGGUCCUCAGGAAUGCAGCUGAGGAUGCUCAUGGCAUAGAGCUAGCCGACUGUCCAUAUUGUCACCGUCCCAUGCGUGGCGAUGACGCGGGGCAGGAAGGACAUCAUGCCAGUCCUAAUGCACAGCCGGAAUUCGUAAACCCCAACUAUUUUCGAAUGCUUCAUAAUAGCCUACCUAGCUUUGCAAGCUCUUCGCACCCAUCUUCUCCGCGCCGUCGCCUCGCUCAACCCGCUCUUCCGGAUGGUCCGACGAGCGAUCGAAGUCACACACGAAACGCACACUCCACACAAGGUAUAUCGUCUGCAGCCUUUACACCAGAUUAUUUCAAAAAGUUCUUUGUUGAAGAAAGAAUUCUGGGGAAAGGUGGGAAGGGUGUGGUGUUGCUAGUGAAGCAUAUGCUGGAUGGUGUCUCGCUCGGACAUUAUGCUUGCAAGCGUGUACCGGUCGGGGAUGAUCAUGAGUGGCUGGAAAAGGUUUUAGGAGAAGUCCAGCUGUUGCAGCACCUGUCGCAUCAGAAUCUGGUAUCCUAUCGCCACGUUUGGCUUGAAAAUGCGAAAAUCAGCACAUUCGGCCCUAGUGUUCCUUGUGCAUUCAUUCUCCAACAGUACUGUAAUGCCGGAGAUUUGCAUAACUAUAUCUGUGGCUCGGUACAAACUUCCACAACAGCGCAGCAACUGAAGGAGCGCCUCAGGAGAAAGUCCAAAGGGGAGCCCGAACCUGAAUCCGAGCUGACAGAGCCUCGUAGGCUACAUUUUGACGAAAUCUAUUCGUUUUUUAAGGACAUCACAUCCGGGCUUCGACAUCUCCACGCGAAUGGUUACAUACAUCGAGACCUCAAGCCCAACAACUGCCUGCUACAUCAGACAAGUGAUGGUAUACGUGUGUUAGUCAGUGAUUUCGGUGAAGUUCAGUCCCAGGAUGCGAUGCGAGGAUCGACUGGAGCCACUGGAACUGUGUCGUACUGUGCCCCAGAGGUUUUGCGGCGCGAAUAUCCAGAAGGUCCAUUUGGUAACUUCACAUUCAAAUCUGACAUCUUCUCUCUGGGAAUGAUCCUUUAUUUUUUAUGUUUUGCCCAACUCCCCUAUAUGAACGCGGACCUCAUUAAUGAGGAAAAAGAGGAUCUUGACCGUCUGCGCGAAGAGAUCAGUCAAUGGAGAGGAUUUGACUAUGCGCGGAGGAUGAGGCCUGAAUUACCCGAGCAGCUGUACACCUUUUUGGAGCGUUUAUUGUCUGUGGAUCCUAAUCGACGACCCUCUGCGGAAGAGGUUUUAAGUGGUUUACAGGCUGGUGCCAAUGCCAAUGAAAAUAUACGGUCCAGAAGAGGCAGCUCGGCGAGUCCUGAUGUGCAUACAGCCUCUAGAAUUCAUCCUGUUGAGAAUCCAUCAGCUCCCACUUUUCCCCGGCCGCCUCACUCCCCGAAAAGGACGUUUACUCGCCCAGUAGCCACGCGUCAUAGUCCGCAGUACGAGGAGAGCAGCGAUGCCAUGUCCCCAGUCGUUGAAGAUAUGGAUCUUGAAACCGACGGGAGACUUUCUUUGGGCCCGGAAAGGGACCUAAUAGUUCGGUCUAGGUAUUCACAUUCUCCAUCUUUAUCUCCGGGGCAAGGGGAUCACCAGCAGGAAGUACAUCGACAUGAGGAGCCUUCUCUUCGGCCGUUGCUGCCUCCUCCUCCAAGCCGAUUUUCUCUAUGGAGGCGCAUUCCCGCUAUUUCAUGGCAGGCUCCAUUUCCAGCGAUCCAGCUCGGUUUCUUCCUUGUUCAGGUGGUUUCUGUGUUUCAACCAUGCACCCCUCUUGCUGUCAACCCUUGGGUUCUGUACCCUUUACUCCUACUGGCAGCCUUAAACCUCUGGACGCGCAAUUUCUUACUCGAAGUUCUUAUUAUUACACUGCAUCUUAUCGUAGUCAGUUUCAGCAUACGCCUGGGCAAGUUAUGCGUGUGGAAUUCGCCGGGAGGGAUGAUGUUUUCGAAGUAG
Aspergillus tanneri is the source of this 2079-nucleotide messenger RNA. RefSeq names its product protein kinase IKS1 (gene IKS1). Lineage: Eukaryota; Fungi; Ascomycota; Eurotiomycetes; Eurotiales; Aspergillaceae. Bases 1 to 2079 code for a protein of 692 amino acids. The record is from RefSeq and is a predicted model, not a curated record. Gene Ontology annotation, biological process: protein phosphorylation. The transcript is spliced from 2 exons. Gene Ontology annotation, molecular function: ATP binding; protein kinase activity.